AUGGCGGACGGGUUUUGUUUAUACCGAAAAGUCGUGUGAAUUUGAUGAUUUUGCAAAGGAAAUUUUUGAACAAAUUUGUGUAUUUACUCUUAGUAUAUAUUCUUGCACCUAUUAACCGAGUUUUGAUUGGUUUCAUGAUUCAGGAACGAAUUUCAAUUUCUAAGCUGUUUACAAAUUUCACCCCAUGGUCUAGGACUGUUUCUUAAUUUUGUAAUAUGGAACGUUGCUCACCUCUGAUUAGCUGAUUUUGGUGCAAUGAAUCCCAAACAGCAGUGCAGACAUCUGUAACAACAGUGCAAAAAUCGGUGCAGAAAUGUUGUAUAGUACAUGUAUCUUACACACUGUAUCGUUAUAGUCCACUUCAUGGUGCAAAGAAACUUUGCAUUCCCAGGACAUCAACAUUGUUCAAGUGGGAUGCCAAGGAAGUCGUUUCUGUCUGUGUUCGUGACACCUUAUAUAUUGCGUCUGAACAAUGUUCACUUUCUAUGGCACAACCAAGGAUUGAUACCUUUGUAAGUUUAAUAGAUUAUGAUUGGGUGAUUAUUGGUGAAAAAUCAGUGUGACCUAGUCAAGGUGACUAUUCAACCCCCCCCCCCACUUUGUAUUGUUAAACUUAUAUGCUGGAGGUUGUGACUCUGUCUACUUUACCAUAUACACUGCACACAGUAAUUAUGUAACAAAGGACUCUGGUGUGAAACUGUGAAUAUCAUAAAAAAUAACUUGCUUGUUGCAAACACCUAAUCCAAACCAUUAAAUUAACCGUUUUAUAUACUUGAUAAUGAAGAAAUGAAAAGGUAAUAUUACACACGCCUGCCUGUUGGGCAUUUGUAAAACUAUAGUACGGUGUAGAACUGUUUUGCGGUUUUCACCUCAUCCACAAAAAAUACAUUCAAAAGCAAGUUGCAAGUUUCAUUGCAUUUCAUACCUUUCAUACCUGUAUGUAUUUUAGCUCGAGGAAUCAAGCACCGAAAGGCAAAAUGAAGGCACAAGCGAGAUGGGAACUACACCCAGUAUUACUAGAAUGCAAGCAGUGGAUGAUGUUGGUGUUGAUGUGGUCCAAGAAAUUAGGUUUGCUUGUCAAAUGCAUAUUUGUGAUAGGAAUAUUUGUGAUCCCAUUAUAUAUACUGUAGAGUGUUUAUUCGUGGCUGCAUGGGCCUAAUAGACUCGGUUUCGCAAGCUAUUUACAGGCACUUGCCUACAACUUACUGGCAAACACAAAAAGGAGAUAAGGGCACUUUGGACCAGCUACAUUACCUGCAUAUUUUCCAUUAAAAUAGUCCUUAUUUCGUUUAGCUGUUACGAAAGUCUUGUCAUUGAAGAUGAUUUUGAGAUUUCAGAUGAUGAAGGAGAGUUACCGAUAGUAUUAACACAGCCAAGGUACCGACAUUUGGUUCCCCGCCCCUUCAAAACUACAUGGUACAAGCAGGCUAUUGCUGAAGCUGAAUAACGAAAUGCUUAAUGAAAGAGACUAUGAAUGUAUUGUCAUUGCAAAUUGUCCUUGUAAUAAUUUACUAUUUUUUUAAAUUUUAGUGAUAGACACGUCUCACUUGCGUCGAUAUUGUCAGGAAUACGCAGCAAUGAAGUUGACGAGAAUGCUUUUUCUUUCAUUAAUGUUCGUCGCAGUCAGUUGUGGGUUGAUUUGUGUCGUCGCAUCACAAAAGGAAAGUUUAACCCUAAAGCUAUGGUGUCAAUUAAAUUUGCAGACUACCACGGAAGCAGCGAGGGUGCUGUAGACAUGGGUGGUCCGCGAAGAGAAUAUUUCCGUCUUGUGAUACGGGCUGUUAAUCUUGAAUGGGGGAUAUUCUGUGGCCCCGAAGACAAUCGCAUUAUAUUUCCAAAUGCGACAGGUACUUAUAUCACAAUAUAGCUUUCCAUAAUCUAAGUGAUUGUGAGUACGAGAAUGAUCCGUUAUGGAUCUAAGAUUGUUUUACCGCACAGACCGUAUACAUGAUAACUUCAAUUUGAAAUCAGAUCACAAAUCGUGGAUUGCUGUACUUUAAGUUACUGUAGAGUAAUGAACUAUGAAUGAUGGAGUGUACUUUGUAAUUGUUCAAUAUUUUUGUUUAGCUCGAAGCAAAGAUUUUUACAAGUUGGUUGGCCGAAUAAUAGCUUGGUCUCUCUUUCACGGUGGUCCAGGUGGCAACUUUCUUAGCAAGUCGUUGUAUAACGCAAUUGCAUAUAAUGGAACCAGUAAAAUUGCGCACCUUGAAGACAUUUCUGAUAAAGAUCUUCGUGAGAAAAUUUCUUCGGUUUGUUUAAAUAUUACUUUCUUAUGCUGCACUAGUACACGAUUACAAACGAUAUUAUACUUACAGUACAUCGACUUUUUUGCAGAUCAAAAACGCUGGUACCAUUGAUGAACUGAACGCAGGAUUGAAACAGCCGUACAUUGAAAAAAUUUUAGACGCACAAGGGGCGCUUCCAUCGGCUUCCAGCGUUAGUGAAAAACACCGCAUCUGUGAUCUUCUGGUUCGCCAUAUCCUCAUCGAUUCCGUGCAGUUUUUGAUAAACGAUAUGAGAGAAGGUCUUGAAACGCUUGGCGUGCUGCAAGCGAUUCAAAGAAACCCGGAAAAAUUUAGAGAAUUGUUCAUUAAAGAAUACUUGCCGAAGUUAGACGCAGAAAUUGUUGAUCUGCUUUUCGUCCCAAAACUUGCGGAGGAAGGCUCAAACAAGCGGGCAGCGCAAGAGCAAGCAAUAGUGUACUGGCGUGACUAUUUGCAAGAUUGCAUGGGUAAGCUACCUAAUCCAGCUAUUGCAUAUAAUUACCUCCCCCAGGUGUAUGCGUGUACAGUACAGGGUGUCCCAAAAGGCCACCAUUUAGAAAUCACUCUUGUGCUUUGUUACACCUUUGGGAAUUUUCACUUCACCCCUUUUUAGUCACUAAAUUUUGCCCCCCCCCCCUCGAAAUCGUCAGCCCCCCCCCCAGCAUACGUAAUGAAUGCAGCCUAAUAUGUUUGUACAAUGACAUAUUUUCAGACGGAGAUUCCAAAGCAAGCCUCAACAAAGUUUUAAUUUUUUCCACUGGCGCAAGUGUUCCACCUCCAAUGGGAUAUGGCAACACACCAUCGCUUGAAUUUGUGGAAGGAGAACUUCCAAAAUCCAACACAUGUGCACCUGUGCUUUACCUCCCUUUAGGACACCAGGAAUAUGACCAUUUCAAAGAGAAAAUGGAUUUUGGCAUAUUGAACUCCCCAUGCUUUGGUUAUGCUUAGAAUAACUUAGUUAAGUGACAGAAAAUAUGUUAAUUUAGGUGUUGCUUAUCACUGCAAUGCCGGCGAUGUUUUGGUAAAAUACGUCACUUAAAGGUAAUUGUAACACACUUUUUAAUUAAAAGUAUAAUUCAUCGUAUUACAGCCUAUUUUAAAAUUGUAUCAGGAGAGAGAGAAC
Paramuricea clavata is the source of this 3387-nucleotide messenger RNA. NCBI's taxonomy places the organism in Eukaryota, Metazoa, Cnidaria, Anthozoa, Malacalcyonacea, Plexauridae. The record is from the annotation of a GenBank genome assembly.